Molecule: messenger RNA, 7724 nt
Organism: Colletes gigas
Lineage: Eukaryota; Metazoa; Arthropoda; Insecta; Hymenoptera; Colletidae
Gene: NAT1
Product: eukaryotic translation initiation factor 4 gamma 2
Exons: 7
Coding region: 495-3104 (869 amino acids)
Cellular component (GO): eukaryotic translation initiation factor 4F complex
Molecular function (GO): protein binding; translation initiation factor activity; mRNA binding
Source: RefSeq, a predicted model, not a curated record
ACAUUCUUCGGCAAACAUAAUCUAAGCGAAUUGUUCUCGUAAUAAGUAUAGAUUCAAAUUAUUUAAAAAGAACGUUAGUAUGGAAACAGAAACAAAGACAUUAUACAGGGAAACAACGUUUUAAUGUCUUGUGGAGAAGUAGUACCUAUUGAAGGAAUUUAAUUGCAUGGUUGUAUACGAUUGUUCGUUAAUACAUUAUAUUUCUGUAUCAUUAGGUACAAAGGCUGCAUAUUAAUAUUCAAAUCAUGGAAGGAGUAGCAUGCGUCUUCCUAAAGAAAGAUCUGUGUGUUGUGAUUUAUCACUCAGAGGGCCGAAACACGCGCAACAACGGACAACCCCAUAGGACCGGGGGGUGCUUCUCGUGUCUCGGGAGGAAGGUCAGGGUCUAGAACGUUACCUUGACUGUAACUGUCAUACACGAGCUGCUUCUUUUUACACCCAAACAAUCCUCCGUGUUGCACUUUUACUGGUAACACUGAAAUUAAAAGAAUUCGAUGCCUUCCAGGGACGAUAUUCGCUCCCUAUCCACUGAGCAACGCUGGAUCCCUCCUUCAACUGUUAGACGCGAUGCACUCACCCCAGAAAGCAGAAAUGAUCUCAUCUUUAGAAAGGUGCGGGGUAUUCUUAACAAGCUUACGCCAGAAAAGUUCACAAAGCUGAGCAACGACCUGCUCAACGUUGAGCUCAAUUCUGAUGUGAUUCUCAGAGGUGUCAUUUUCUUGAUCUUUGAAAAAGCUCUUGAUGAACCCAAGUACAGUUCUAUGUAUGCACAGCUGUGCAAACGGCUGUCCGACGAAGCUGCAAACUUUGAACCUCGAAAAGCUCUUAUUGAAAGUCAAAAUGGCCAAAGCACGUUCACAAUUCUCCUUCUUAACAAGUGCAAAGACGAAUUUGAAAAUCGAUCAAAGGCAAGCGAGGCAUUCGAAAAUCAAGAUGAUCUCGGCCCUGAGGAAGAAGAACGCCGACAGGUGGCUAAGCGCAAAAUGCUUGGCAACAUCAAAUUUAUUGGGGAACUGGGGAAGCUGGGAAUCGUAUCGGAACCGAUUUUACAUCGCUGCAUACAGCAAUUAUUGGAGAAGAAAAGGCGAGGGGGAUCCAGGGGGGACACUGCCGAGGAUAUCGAGUGCCUCUGUCAGAUCAUGCGUACCUGCGGCCGUAUCCUUGACUCGGAUAAAGGUCGCGGACUCAUGGAUCAAUAUUUCAGGCGUAUGAACUCAUUGGCAGAGAGCAGCGAUCUUCCUCUACGCAUCAAGUUUAUGCUGCGUGACGUUAUUGAGCUACGCCGUGAUGGCUGGGUACCACGCAAGGCUACUAGCACCGAAGGUCCAAUGCCCAUCAAUCAAAUCCGCGGUGAUUACGAUGAAUCUUUGAGGGGAAAUGGCUUCUAUAGACGAGAAGAUCGCCUCGGAGCUGAGUUUUUGAGAAAGAUGGGACGUAGCGGAUUAGACAUGGACAUGGUGGGAAGUAUUCCAUUGACUUCCCCUUCGUUUGGCAUGCCAUCUCCAUUCAGCCCAAAUGGAUUCUCAGGAACUUCCGGGGUUGGUUAUGGCCGCCACAACCAACGUAACCAGCCGGGUUACUAUCAGAACCAAAAUCGUCACCAAAACAACUAUCAAGGGAAACAUAAUCAACAACAACAUAACUCGCUGCAGAACUUCAACAACAAUAGCAAUAAAGAACAGUUACGCUUCAAUAAGAACAAGAUGUUGAUCGAACAUCCAGAAGAAGUGUCACUAAGACCAUCAGCUAAUUCUAUGAUGUUUAAACAAACGAAAAUCAAUCGCAAUCUACUUCUUAACAGUGAUCUGUUCUCAGGACGAGCAUCAGAAUUACCACUCUUACCUACUAGUACACUGAAACCCAGCUCGCCAUUAUUGCACAAGGAAUUGCCACCAGCGAUCGUGAUAAAACAAGGUCCCGUGGACAAACGAGAUAAAGCUAGAGACAGAAAGGAUAAAGGAACUUCGAGGGAGGAGAUAUUAAAAAAGGUUUAUGCCCUGAUGGACGACCUUGCCACGCAUACAAACACACAGGACGCAGUAACAGCUUUUCAAGAACUCAAGAUACCCGAACGAUUUUUACGCCAUGCAGUUUACACGUUGUAUUCGAAUACAUUAGAACGCGGGGAUUCGGAGCGUGAACUUGCAGCCAAGCUUGUAACAGAGUUGGUGAAAACAGAAGCAAUCACUGUACAGCACAUGCAUGAGGGGUGGAAAGAACUAGUAUCCAAUAUACCAGAAAAAGAGAGUACUGUGCCUUGUGUAGCAUCCCACGUUGCUUUCUUGACAGCAAGGGCUAUCGUGGAUAAUCUAAUUCAGUUAACCGAUCUCGUUGCUGUGACAGAAAAUGGCCAACACCAUCCAUUGUUUUUACUUGCUCUCCAGCAGUUACAUAAAAGUCAAGGCAAAGCAAGGCUCACGCAAAUCUUUAACGAAAGUAAAGUAAAUUUAAUUAGUCAGCUUCCUGAAGCUGACAAGACGAAAGAGAGAUUAGCGGAAAUUUUAGAGGACAGAGAAUUGACCUUCCUUUACCCGCUUCUUAAGAUCCAGGGAGACAUAUGGCGUCAAUUAGAAUAUGACCCAAAUCCCAAUACACUUUACAAAUGGAUCAAAGAAAAGUUAGAACCUUCGCAUCAUUCUGAUUCAGAGUUCAUUAACGCUUUGAUGAACGUUCUUCUCAAGCACAUUACACAGGAAACAAUACUGGCACCUGGCGUUGAUCCAUCUAACGUAGGCAAAGCAGUGGUAGAUAAGGAAAAGGCAUUACUGGAUAAAUAUGCACGCUUGAUGCGCUUACUCUUUGUCGAUAUAGAGUCUCAAGUGACAGCUCUUCAUGCGCUUCAAGCAUUUUGGUUCUCGCACAAUUUUCCAAAAGGGAUGCUGCUGCGAUGGUUCGACAAACUUUAUCGAUUAGAAGUGAUCGAAGAGGAUGCCUAUUUCAAGUGGAAAGAGUGCGUUACUGACUCUUAUCCGGGCAAAGGCAAGGCAUUAUUCGAGGUCAAUGGUUGGUUAACGUGGUUAGAUACCGCGUCUACGGAAGAAGAAAGCGACGAUCAUAAUGACGAUGACGAAAGCAACAAAAACUACAGAAUGCAAAAGCUCUGAGAAGGGUACACUCUUCAGGCUACUACCUAUAAUUUGGAAUAGGGUUUUACUAUCUAUAUUACUGAACCAGGCGGUUUCAGUUUACUAAUUGAGUUAUCUCCAUCCAAUGCCACAAACAUCUUGUUAGUCUGUGUCAAGCCCCUCGUGCAAACAGAGAGGACUUUAUAUCACGUCCAAAAAAAAGAAAAAGAAAAAUGGAUAGUUCGCAACCCCUCGAGUGGUUUGCAGCAGACAUUAUAAAGCAAGAAGUUUUAGAAUGUUUUUAGAUAAUUAAAUAUUGAUAUGAUUUUUAAUCAUAUUGGGUCAGCAGAUAUAUCAACAUAUACGCCGCUGUAUGAACAUCGGUGCAGAAACAAGCAAGAAAAAAAAAUUAGUCUGGUGAUUUGUGUUGUCAGUUUUUGUCUAGUAUUGUGCAUGUGUCACGUUUUGUAAGUCUUUUUGUCCGCGGCACCAGUGAGUCGCUUGUUAUCUCUGUGUACCAGCUUUUACAUUUAUUAUGAAGAAUUAUUAUCUAUUAUUAUUAAUUAUUAUUAUUAUUACUAUUAUAUAAUUGAUCACAACAAUCGAAUUGCAUCUUACCUUCCUAAUGAAAAGCAACAAAAAAAGAAAAAGAAAAAAAAAACGUAAAAAAAAAAAAGAAUCGAUCAGGAAACAGGACUGACUCGAUAGUAUAAGAUGUGAAGUGUGAUUACUGAAUUCUCUUUGAAGCUAGAAAUGAAUUUGUAGAUCUUGAAAUGAACGCAGAGGCAAAACUCUUACACCAAUCAACCAAAUACCAUUUUGCCCAUGUACCUACUUGCUGCUCCAUUAAUUCUAAUUAUUAUACUAAUCAGUUGCCGUUGAUUAACAACCAGCAGCCAGCAUCACAGUUCACUUAACGUACCGUAACGAAAGGAAUUUAGUGAAACGACUAAAAUCGUAAUUAAAAUAAACAUACCUUGGUGUAAUUUAUUACAAAUGGCCCCCUGGUUGUUCUGUCGAUGAUCAACCACCUUUACCUUCAUCUCCUGCCUGUAGCCUCCUAAUAGAAUUUUACGCAUUGACAUUGAUCUUCAUUAGUGCGUGAACCUUCAGACCGACACGAUGCCAUAAGUUCGCCUAAAAAAAAGUUAGUGCAAUAUCGCAGCUUUCGUGAUCGGUGGAGAAGCAGACAUUAUUUUUCUUUUUUUUUCUCAUUUAGAGACAAUUUCAUCAGUUUGUCGUGUACAUUUUCACUUCCAUAGGUUUCAAUUUAGUAUCUUGUUAAGCUUUGUACGUAUCACGUUUAUAUACACUGAACUAAAUGUAAGAAUUUGGAUACAUUUUUUCAUUGUUUGUGGAUAAUCUGCUUCGGUACGAUGUAUAUAUUAUUUCUAUUAUUAUGAUUAUAAUUAUUAUCGUCACAUCAUUUUCUAAUAUCCGUUGCCGGACUGAAGUGUUGAAUUAGACUGCAUCUUUUCAUCUAAUAGGUGGUUUGCAAUCAGAGCGUCGUCAGUCUAAUUAUUUAUGUCCAAUGAUCGUUAUUAGAUCUGUUUCUUUCUCGAAUAUGUGUUCACCUUAGAUACGCAUAAUUCAUAAAUGUAACAGUUAUAAAUUUCGUAGAAAACAAGAAGUGAAAAGAAUUUUCUCUUUUUUUUUUUUCAAGUUUAUCGAGUAAUAAGAAAUUGUUCCUGUUUCAGAUGGGUUUGCCAAGUUGAAUUAUGCGUAUUGAACGUGUAUUCAUAUCUUUGUUUUAUCUCGCUCUCGAAGGUAAUGACCUGAUAUCCCCGCUGCGAAAAAUUUAAUAUUAAUUUGAAAAUAAUAUUCUUUGUACGUGAAAUACAUUUAUAGUGACGUUAGUGUAAUAUUUAAUGGGUAUUUGUGGUAUAUUACGUGUUUUGGUCGUUGCCUUUUUAUUAUAUAUAAAAAAAAAAAAAAAAUGGAAAAACGAAAAACAAAAUACGUAAACGAUCAUUUAGCCACGGUAUUUAGCGAACGAAUACGUCGAUCGAUAUUCCAAUUUUUUCAUCCGCAAUGUCAUAUGCGAUAUUGUACUUCAACUUUGUUAAUUUAUUUUCUCACGUAUUAAUUAUAAAUUUAAUUGAAACGAAAAAAAAAAGAAAAGGAAAACGAAUACGAAUCAUGUAUAAUAUCGUCAGUAUUAUUUCUCACGUAACGGACUACAUUAUAAUCGUUUUUAAUUGAUCAUAGACAUUAAAACCGAUCAAAAUAUCUUUUAUCUUUAUCAAUAAAAAUUUGUUCCUAGGAUUAUCAUCUUUACAAUUUUGUCUCAUUAUUUUUCUCUCGCCAGUCGCCAUUCACCGUUUUCGGAAGCGACAAACGGAAUUUUACACAAAUUUGUAACUCCCGCCGAAUGUAUCUAACACGCUUAUAGCAAAAAUUAUAAAUUCUUUCGUUUAUCUUGCGUAACGUUAGUCGUAUCAUAGUGUUUUUAACAAUUCGCUGUCCCUGAAAAGUAUCAACACACUGCUCGAUCAUCUAACAUCAUUUCUUAAAGUACAGUCAUUGCCCUUUAUGACGCAAAUUCGUUAAAUGUACUACAAUGUUUAUAUGUUUCUGGUAGCGUAAGAAUUUCAAUUUAUCGAUGCUGAACUAACAUACAUUACAAGUUCAUAUCAUACUCAGGGUAAUUUAUUAAAAACUACCAUUUGAAAUAACUUAUCAUUGGUUUAAAAAAAAAAAAAAAAAAGAAAAAUAUGUGCAGAAUUUCUACGACGAAAGUUUUACUCGCUGACGAGUUUGCAAUGUUUAAAUCCGUGCUACGUAUUUCUUUAACGUGGUUUCGCAACCGAUAGAAACACAAUUCGAUGAUGUAUCCUACUGUCACCUUGAAGCGUGACGUCACCAUUGAGAACAGGAAAAAUUUAAUGACUUAAACAGUACUAUCUACUGUACAUACAACCAAUGUGACGAACGAUCUAUACAAUAGAUAUCGGAUUUUUAGAAUUUUUUUUCCACGUCCUCAAAGUUGAGUCACCUCAAGGUCACAUUUUGAUGUACGUCGUAUUUGCUGUUUUAUCAAUUACAAAACUAUGCUUAAAAAUACAUACUGCAAUGUAACAUUUUAAACAUCAAGCCAGUCGAAGACUUUCGAAAGUACAAGACGGUACGAAAAAUAGAGUUUCUCGGAGAGAACCGACGUCGUUUUGUAUAUUUUUGUUUGAAAAUCGCGCAGAUAUAAACUUAUUUCAGACGGUAGUUUCUCGUGAAUCACCGUGGCUGACUAAUCAUCGAUAUUCGGUGCUUUGUCGAUUUCAUUUCAUCGGAAAUAUUCGAUCGUUUACGACGUAAACCGAAAGACAUGUAUUUAAACGUCGAUUCAAAAUUAACAUUCCGAUUUUUAUGCAUACCGGUAAAACAUAAAAAAAAAAGAAAAAAAAACCCGCAACAGAUAUAACAGCGACGCUUUGUUAAAUCUGGCGCCGACGACUGACUUUAUGUAAUUUGAGUAAAUGUACGAGUGGAGAAAACAUGGUCAGAAAACACACAGUGCAUGUAGUGGUUAGAGAGCUUCGUUUAAUCUGGCUUAUUGGAAGAUUUACGAUCGAGGAAUUUCCAUUCGUCGAUGACGGAUCGAUCUGUUCGUAGAAUGUACCACUUUUAUUGUAAACAUGGCAGAAACAAUGUAACGUGAACGCGUAUCGUUUAAAUUCAAGAUAAAGCAAUAAUUUUAGCGACGAUUCGACAGUAGUUUCGAAUUCUGCUUGCGAUUUGAGUCGUCUUUUUAUGUACGAUAUCGAGAUGCAACCGAAAGACACGACCAAAUUCAAACUUUGUACGCAUACUUACCGAUAAUUCUCUUGCAAAAAGCAACCAUAAGACACGUCAACGUUGUGAAUUAUUUACGAUAAUCAGUUAACAGAGAACGAUUGUGGAAACUGUUUUUACGAUACUUACCUGUCCAUUCGCGACGAACAUCAAAGAAAAAAGAAAGGAAUGAACGCAAAAUUAAUUUUUCCGCGUCGAAUUGUCAGUAAGAUACAAAACGCUAUAUAAUAUCGCUAAAGUAUCAGUAAUUGAAUACUUUGCACCAAAUUCGUUUGUACUUCACGGUUCAAGGUACACGUUCAAUAGUCUCGAUAAAAUUAAAAAGAAAAGUAACAUGCAACGAUUCUCGGGACAAUCGAUGGUAGAUGAUAGGCCUUAAAAAUAAAAGAAAAAUAAUAAAAAGUUAAUUGUGUUAUGAAAAAUUGAGAUCGCAGAGACGAAUGUGUUUAGCAGACUAUUUACACGUAUUUGGCUCUAAUAAACAGUGUUUAUUUGGUAUACGUGUAGAGCCUUUUUUAAAAACACAACUGCGUACAUAUGAACAAAUUAUAAUUAACUAUUAUAAUUCUAAAUACGCGACGUAUUUCAGCGAUUUUCUCUCUCUCGCUCUCUCUCUCUCUUUCUCUCGCGCUCACAAUCUCUCUCUUUCUUCCUCUAUGAAUAUCUUAUCUUGCUAUAACACUUACAUUGAUAGAUGUAACACAUUAUCAACUGCCAUUAGUAUUUAUCUAAGUAAGCGAAAUACAUACUGCUGUCGUAUCGUAAAAACUUGCCUCGAGUACGUGAAACGUUAUUUUAGAUCUUACCUUCGUCGUUUCUUUUAUUUUUUGUUACCGAUCCCUUGCGACAAACUUUCACCGUAAACGUGAAAUA